AUGGCGCUCUCACCUAUGCAAUUCGCGCUCAUACAAGCCGCCGUGAUCGGCUCCCUAUCCAACAUCAUAGCCCAGGUCAUUGUCGCUCAGAGAGAUAACAAACCAAUCACAAUCAACCUCCUCUCCCUCUUCCAAUACGUCCUCUUCGGCCUGGUCAACACCCCCCCCAACAUCCUCUGGCAGGAAUACCUCGAGUCCACCUUCCCUUCUUACCACCCUUCCCCCACCCCGGAAGCCAUCGCCUCCGCGUCAAAGGGUUCAGAAGCAGAACUCGACGCCGAGGAGAAGGAAGGGAAACUUGUCGAGCCAAAGCUGAACAGGCGGAACACCGCUAUUAAGACCUUGCUGGAUCAGACAGUCGGCGCGGCGGUGAACACGUUUUUGUACUCGAUGUUUAUGAACGGGAUUCAAAUGGGCAUGGCACAUCACGAACUAGAGGCACAGACGAGCCUGGGGUUUCUGUUUGGGGAAAAGGGCGUGGUGAGGGCUCAAGAUGUGAACUGGGGGGUUGUGUGGGAGAGGACAAGGGGGGAGUUUUGGGGGAUUGUCAAGGCGGGGUGGAAGUUUUGGCCGGUGAUCAGUUUGGUGAACUUUACGUUUUUGAAGAGCGUGGAGAUGAGGAAUUUGGUUGGGGGGUUGGCAGGGGUUGGAUGGGGGGUUUAUGUUAAUUUGUUUGCUGGGAAUUGA
Molecule: messenger RNA, 687 nt
Organism: Podospora bellae-mahoneyi
Lineage: Eukaryota; Fungi; Ascomycota; Sordariomycetes; Sordariales; Podosporaceae
Exons: 2
Coding region: 1-687 (228 amino acids)
Cellular component (GO): membrane; cytoplasm
Source: RefSeq, a predicted model, not a curated record